GCCCGUAACUCUGUGGGAAGGUAAACAAACAAAUGUAGAGGAAACUUGUGAGUGACCAUCACCGGUUAUUGUCGCAGCCCUAAUAACAACAACAACAUGAAGUGCACCAUCGGAACAACAAAUGUGAAAGAUUUUGGAAGAGCCAUACAUGCUCUUGCCAAAGUUGGUGAGGAGUUGUACAUAGAGCCAAACCAGUCUGGGGUCUCCUUUCGUACCAUCAGUUCAUCACGGUCAGCAUUCUUCUCUUACAACUUUGGAAACUCCUUCUUCACAUUCUAUGACAGUGGCUUGGGAGGCCAGACACCAACAUCUGGAGAAGACGCAUUCAGGUGUAAAGUGGCUAUGAAGGCAGUGUUAAAUAUAUUCAAAGGGAUUCACAACUUGGAACGAACUGUUCAGCGAUGUAAAUUAACCUUGAAAUGGGAGGACGCCAAAUUGGUUAUCCAGCUUACAUGUCAUUAUGGAAUUGUCAAAACACACAACUUGUCCUUUAUAGAAUGUGAUGCUUUGCAGGCUGUGUACGACAAGGAAUCCUGUCCCAACCACAUGGUGAGUGACUCUCGAGUGCUGCUUGGUGCCCUGUCCAGCUUUCAUCAGCAGACUUUGGAGGAAAUAUCAUUUUGCUUCACACCUCGCAAUCUCAUAUUGAAAUCUCAUGUAGAGGAACCAGAUCCCAGCAAAGUUGUCCACACUGUAGUUACACUGACACGGGGAGAGUUUGAAGAUUACAACAUCAUGAGUAACUGUGAGUUAACUGUCUGUCUCAAAGAAAUAAGAGCACUAUUGGCAUUCACUGGGUCAACUGGUAUCUCCACAAAAGCAUAUUUCUCCGGUCCUGGCAGCCCUAUCAUCUUCACGUAUGAUAGCAAACCUCUAUAUGAAGGCACUCUAGUCCUUGCAACAUUGGUUCAGAAGGCUGAAGUUGGAACUCAGCCUGCAAGUAAAUCCAGUCAUGAACCACGGGCUUCCACUUCAAUAAGGAAAGCUUCCAGUGAAGUAUCGGUGAGGAAGAACAAUCUUCCAAACUCAGCUAGUGAUGACGGAGAUGUUACAGAAGUACAAGAUGUUACUUUUCCAUUGGAGAACUCAAGAGUUGAAGAAAUACCACACCAGCAGAAAGAUGCUGUUAGGGAUGACACCUCUCACAGUGAGCCAGUAGUACCUUUGUCAAGAAAUAACCACAAAACAGCACAAGAAGAGGAGGAGGAUAGUGACACCGUACCAUCAUCACCUCCAGCAAAAAGGAGCAAAUUCUUUUUCCGACGCUGCUUUGAAGCUACUUUCAACCCUGAUACUCUUCCUGGCCAUAAUAUCAUCCUUGCAGAGGACUCUGAUGAAGGGGAUUAGUAGUUUAAGAACAUAAAGGGACCUGGAAGAAGUCACUGAGCUUACAAGUUUGCAGUCCCCAUAUAAGACACACAUAUCCACUUAUCAUCCCUAUCCAUAAACUUGUGUAAUCUUUUGAAGUUUCCAGUUCACUAAGUGCUAACAACCUGAUUAUUUAGUCUUCCAUUCAUUCACUUUUCUAUUUAAAAGUCAAUUUGUCUAUUCUCUCUUUUUUUUUUUUUUUAUUUCCUUAUCAAUCUUCUCAGGUUAGUACUAACAGAAUGCCAAAAAUAAUAUUUUGUUUUUCUUUAUGGAAUCAUAUUUUCAUUCCUGCAAUGGUCUUCAACAAUUGAAUUGCAAUUUCAGUGAAGUGUGACUGCCCUGAUUCUCUCAAAUCAGUUUUGUUGAAUAAGUAUAUUAUGGUACUUUUUUUAAAGUAUUAUGUCAUGUAAACUUCAUUAUGCUCCAUAUUUUAUUUGGAAGAAUUUUACUUAUUUCAUGGUAAUUCAACUUUUUACUUUUAUUUAUGUUGAUGAGCAUCAAUUUCUAAUACCUUCAGUUGGUAUCUGUAUGUGUAUGUGUGUGUGUAAACACUGAAAAAUCAUUGUGAAGGCAGGAUUAAUUGACCACAAAAUAUGAUUGCAAAAGAUAAACUUUUGUGGGACAGUAAAGAUAAAUGUGAUUCCACUAAUUUACCAAGUGCUCACUAAGGCCCAAAUGAAUAUUAGUUGGCCUUGAAUGCCCGUUACUACAUUAUGUUUAUGACAAAAGGAUUUGAACCAUGUUCAUGUUGCCUUUUAGUGAAGUUGACUUUUUUUCUAGUUUAGUUUUAGACCUUUCUCUUGUGCUGUGAAUACCAUCUAGACCAUUCGAGAUGUCAUUGCUUCUACAUAUAUGUAUUUGGAAAGCUGAAUCUUUCCCUACCUUCUUCCUUAGUUUAGAUAAGUUGAGGUCUUAACAUUGUAAUUUCCCUUGCAUAAAAAGCCAUUUGUCCACAUUAAGUUCCUAUAUUAAUCAUACAUCACGAGCCAGUUUCUUUUUGUAGUUCAAAUCAGCAACAUACUCAUAUAACUAUCGUAUCUUUCUCAACAUUUGAUUGCUCUGUCACUUACAAGACUGUUAAUCUUUUCUAGGUUCUAUCAAUGCCACUGCAGAUUUUGAUUCAUAUUUUUUUUUAUAUAAUCUUACAUAAUACUUAUUUCUCUAAGUAAUUAUUACUGUGGUUGAUUAUUUCUAAUGUUUCAUUUGCAAACAUGUUUAAUUGUACCUUGUAUCUUUACAUCAGAAGUUUGUAAUGUCUAAUGGGACUUAUUUAUCAAAACUUGCUCAGGCUAUGCUCUUUUUUCAUAUAAUGCUAUAAAAUAUCGGAAACAUGUCUGUGAUAAUACAUUAGUACGCUAAGGCAAAAACAAAUGUCUAUUUUUGUAUAUAAAUGGAUUUUUUUGU
This is a messenger RNA of Portunus trituberculatus (swimming crab), 2772 nucleotides long. It is a transcript of the gene Rad9, whose product is annotated as cell cycle checkpoint control protein RAD9A-like. NCBI's taxonomy places the organism in Eukaryota, Metazoa, Arthropoda, Malacostraca, Decapoda, Portunidae. The transcript has 8 exons. Bases 97 to 1347 code for a protein of 416 amino acids. Gene Ontology annotation, biological process: mitotic intra-S DNA damage checkpoint signaling; cellular response to ionizing radiation; DNA repair. The record is from RefSeq and is a predicted model, not a curated record. Gene Ontology annotation, cellular component: checkpoint clamp complex.